CGGCUGGGAACUAUAUAUAAUAUAAAGCGAGGGCCUUUGAGCACAGCCGCUUGCGCCCCCCAUUCCGGCCGACCUAGAGAUCAAGACCCCACCUAGGGCUUCAUUCGGGAGCAUAUAGAGAUAUGAGUGAAGAAAAUCAAUCAGCUUCUUCUAACAAACGCCCAGUUCCACGGCUGAAUGAAAGGAUUCUCUCAUCCAUGUCAAGGAGAUCGAUAGCUGCACAUCCUUGGCAUGAUCUUGAAAUAGGUCCUGGAGCCCCUACUGUUUUCAAUGCUGUUGUCGAGAUAACAAAAGGAAGUAAAGUUAAAUAUGAACUUGACAAGAAAACAGGAUUGAUUAAGGUUGAUCGUGUCUUGUAUUCAUCAGUGGUCUAUCCUCAUAAUUAUGGUUUCAUACCACGCACACUUUGUGAUGAUGGUGACCCUUUGGAUGUUUUGGUCCUGAUGCAGGAACCAGUCCUUCCUGGGUGCUUUCUUCGAGCAAGGGCUAUUGGUCUUAUGCCUAUGAUCGAUCAGGGUGAGAAAGAUGAUAAGAUCAUUGCAGUUUGUGCUGAUGAUCCCGAGUACCGCCACUACAAUGACAUAAACGAGCUCUCUCCUCAUCGUCUUGCUGAAAUUCGACGCUUCUUUGAAGACUAUAAAAAAAAUGAGAAUAAAGAAGUCGCAGUCGAUGAAUUUUUGCCUGCAGUUGCUGCCCAUGAAGCCGUCCAGCACUCCAUGGAUCUUUAUGCUGAAUACAUCUUGCAGGGCUUGAGGCGCUAGAAUGGUGUUGAGGUGCUAGAAUGGUGCUACUUAUUUCAUUCAAUAAUACAUUCCUCUGGCUUAACAGAGUGGCGAGAUCGAAAAAACUCAUCCAAGAUUAAUUUAACUCUUUAAAUUAAGAAUUUUGAUUGCUGUACGUGUAAUUCAACAAUACUUGCCUAUCUGAACAGUGAUCAGAUCGCACAGAUGCCUGAUGGUAUUUUUCAUGGCAAAAUUUUAUUCAUUCAAUUUUGCAUCUUGUUGUGUGGUUUGAUGAAGCUACAAAGCCUGAGUUUGGGGAGAACUGCUAAAGGACUUCUCCUGGUCCAUUUUCUCCUUUAGGAUAGGACGAUGGCAUUUUGUAAAUUUUAGCAGGCUAGCAAUGUUGAAGUGGGAUUACAAGGGAA
Messenger RNA from Phoenix dactylifera (date palm), 1147 nucleotides. Its product is annotated as soluble inorganic pyrophosphatase-like. Gene Ontology annotation, cellular component: cytoplasm. Gene Ontology annotation, biological process: phosphate-containing compound metabolic process. The record is from RefSeq and is a predicted model, not a curated record. Lineage: Eukaryota; Viridiplantae; Streptophyta; Magnoliopsida; Arecales; Arecaceae. Gene Ontology annotation, molecular function: magnesium ion binding; inorganic diphosphate phosphatase activity.